This is a messenger RNA of Rhagoletis pomonella (apple maggot), 5837 nucleotides long. RefSeq names its product lateral signaling target protein 2 homolog. The transcript is spliced from 5 exons. Bases 1081 to 4524 code for a protein of 1147 amino acids. The record is from RefSeq and is a predicted model, not a curated record. Gene Ontology annotation, molecular function: metal ion binding. Lineage: Eukaryota; Metazoa; Arthropoda; Insecta; Diptera; Tephritidae. Gene Ontology annotation, cellular component: early endosome membrane.
UGUGGCCAAGUGUGGAUCCACUAAUAAGUCAGAGUGCAAUUCAUUUUUUUACAAGUAAAUUGUGGAGUUAUCUUUUUUAUUUUAAUUUUAAUUGACCGAACAAUUUAAGUUUAAAAUUACAAACGCGCCUGUCUAUUCCAGUGGAAAAAUCACCUCGUGGGGCUACUGCGAACAUGUGAUGAUUUUUCGUGUGAUGUGAGCAAAGCAAAAAAAGUGACGUGAAAAUUUCCAUGCAAGCAUAUUGCAAAAGUUUCCAUGCAGAUAAAGAAUUACAAAUAUUUAUCAAAAAAGUUGUUUGGCGUAAAAAUGCAAUUGUAAAAUUUAUUUGAAGUGCUAUGUGUGCUAGGGCGGUAACUUCACGACAAGUGAAGAAGUAAAGUUGUAGCAAGAAAAACGAACGAAAGUGUGUGCUUUGGGCGUCUGGAGUGCAGCGCGUAAUUAAAUAAAGGCCAUUGGAGCAGUUGAAGCGAUUAUAAAGCUUUAGUGCAACGCCAUUGAUACUAUCUGUAGCCCGUGGAGCAAGUGUUCAGUGUAACACAUUUUCAGAGCUUAAAAAAAUCUCUGCAUUUUACUAUCUACGCUCCAUUGCGUCAUUGCUGACUCGUAGUGUUUCUUUGUUUUGCUCUUGUUCCCUAAUCUGUGUGGGUGCAUGCCUACAACUCGUUGCGUACGUGUGCAUUUCUCGUAUACAUAUUUGUGGACUUUCAUUCCGGGCGGUAUUUAACGUUUUGUACAGGCUCCUUCGCAGCCUUCGAAUAUAUAUACAUAUAAUAUUUUGUUGUUGCAUUUUGGCCAUCUGUGCAAGUGCAAAACGUACAUCUGUGCUGCGCUUGGCCGAAGGACGACGCCUUUUUACACAAUAACAAAAAGUCCAGCAUGCAAAUGUGCAUAUAAGUAAAACUAACAAAAUUGUUGACGAAAGGCAAGAUUACGAGGAAUAAAAUAAAAAAGUUUUAAUCAAAGUAUAGAUAGAUAGUGUAUCUAAGUGUUAUAGUAGUAUAUUGCUGGUGACCGAAGCAUUGCAACAACUGUAUCGGCCUUUCAGAAAGUCUACAUCGAAGGCCCCAAGCAAGGCAUAAAAUGGAUACGUUUCGAAAGUGGCUGAACAAACCAAAGGCGGAUGAUAAAUCACUACUUGCACGCUUCUAUCAUGCAGAUCGGUCACUCACAGCCGUCGCCAGCGAACUGGAUAGUUUCGAUGGGCGCGCAGAGCCAGAUCGUUGUUCGCGGCUUGUCAGUCGGCUGCGCCAGGGACAGGACAAAGUACUCGCCAUCACCAAUUUGAUUAUGGAAGAGUUGCUCGGUGAUGAACGCCAUCCGCGUGCGUUUCGCGCCAAAUUUCCCGAAGAAGUGUUGCAAGAGAAUCUUGCCGGCCAAUUGUGGUUCGGCGCCGAGUGCCUUGCUGCCGGUUCAUCGAUAAUGCAUCGUGAACAGGAAAGCAAAGAGAUGCGUCCAUUGGCACAGGCCGUCACAAAGAGUUUGGGUACAGUGCGCAGUCUGUUGCGUGAUCAGUGCCUUCGCAACAAUGUGCCGAACAGCAAAACAUUGCGUUUGGAUAUUAACGAUUCGGGCACAGAGCAAUUGUAUGAGAGUUUGAAGAUUUUUGAUCGUUUAUUUGCCGAAUUCGAAUUACGUUACGUCAGCGCUAUGGUGCAGGUUAAGACAAAGGAGGAGUAUGAAAUGCAGGAGCUAAUUUGUGUACUCUUCUCAGAGACACUGCAACGCGCAAUUAAAUUGGGUCUAAUUGAUCAGGACAAAGUAGAUACAUUCGAUCCUGCUUUAAUGUUUUCCAUUCCACGAUUGGCUAUUAUUACCGGGUUGGUCGUCUAUCCGAAAGGGCCGCUGAAUAUGGAUAUGUCAGCAGAUCAGCUGUCGGAGAUGUUUCGACCCUUUCGCACGAUACUCAUAAAAAUUCGCGACCUACUACGUACGCUGAGCAAAAGUGAAUUGCAGCAGCUGGAAAAACUUUUGUGCACCAAUGAAGAUAUUCAAUUGAAUCCAGUUGGCCACAGCAGCAUUGAAGCGCCGAGUGAGGAUCAACAGAAUAACAAUAGCAACACAACUAUUAGCACAAGUACUAGCACAAAAAAUCCCUCAAGUAGAACAGAAGAGUUCACAGAACCAGAAUUGGAGCAACGAAACAAUAAUUUAAGUAGCACACGGCCCAGUGCCGAAAAUUGGACCCCACCACUCCCCGCCGCCGAGUCAGGCACAAGAAGUUCAAAAGAUGAUUUAAGAACAGUUGGUUCGAAGUCACGUUGUGGCUCUUGCAGUCGACACUCAGUCUCCUCAGCCUCUGGUGACAGUUCAGUACUUUCCACACCCGCCGCUUCACCUACCCCAUCACAUUCAAUUGCGUCUACAACAUCUGCUGUAACCAAUAGCUCCACUACCUCACCUGCAGACUGGUCCGAUGAUGAAGAUGACGAUGAUGAGGACGAAGACGAAGACGACGAUGGCGAUGAUGAUAUUCUCAUCAAUGCAGAUGAUGAGGCUGAACUCGAUGAAGAUGAUGAUAAUGAGGUAGUGAUUGGUGAUUGUGAAAACGAAGACAUUGUAUCUGCUGAUUGCGCCUCGGGUUAUCUCAUUCCAAAUACAAAUUUCGGCAAUCUUUUGCAACCCCAAGAUGUUCCUUUGACAGGCAACUUUAUUGCCAGUGAAGAUGACGCGUCCAGUAAUGCCAAUGUUGAGGUGGAAGAUGAGCGCGCUUUUUCAGAUGUACCCACCACUAGCGCGGCAUUGAGGCGACUACGCCUCAGCAAUCAAACUGAACACUCUGCCAUGCAAAGUGGCGAUAAAGCGACAAUAAUCGCGCCAACAGCAGCUACAACUAUAACACUUUCACCAAAGUCAUCUCUUUCGAGUGGCAGUAGUGAAACUGAUAAAUUGUCUGCCUGUAGCUGUGAGUCUCCGUCAUCCUCGUCGACGCAAAGCAAAAAGAGUGAAGUAAGUGGGAAAGAGACAACCCAACGUCACUCUAGCAGUCAUCAUCACCGUCACCUUGAUCAUAGCUGCUCGGCGGCAAGACCACAUAAAACUCACAGUCAUCAUACGCACGGUAGCCCUCCUUUUCGACACCAAAAUCAACAUCACCAUCACCAUCAUCAUCAUCGGCGUAAUCGAAGAGGCAGUGAUCACACAACGAAGGCGAAAAGCAGCGCAGCUGAGGAUUGCGUUAGUAACGACGCAACCACUCAACAGCUAGGAAACUCGGAUAAUGUGAAAGAGUUCAACAAGUCGAAGACGACUACUUGUAACAACAGCUCCUCGAGCGCAGAUAGCAGCACGGCAUCUUCGCUGUCCGAUGGCGUUGUUGAUGCGCACCAACAACCUAACGAAGUUAAUCAGGCUAUAAAGGUGUCCACCCGCAAGAGAUUUAAAACUAUUGAAAAUCUUCUCCAUCGCCUUUUUGUUUGCAUUGCCGGAGUGGCUGAUCAACUGCAGACCAAUUUUGCAGCUGAUUUACGUCAAAUACUACGCAGUGUGUUCCUUAUGAAUAUGUCACCCGUGCAGGAAGAGCUCGACAUACCCGAAAAACCAAAGGAAUCGGAACUUUUUGAGUUCCGUGCUUCCGAACAGGAUGUGAUACAGGAGAAUGCCGGCUCCAACCAGAGCAUUUAUUCAGCAGAGGAAGUCAAUCCCGAGCUGGACAAUGUGUUCCACAACAGUAGCGGUAGUGGUUCCGGCAGCGGUAAUAACAGUAGCAGCAGCAACAGCAGCAGCAGCAGCGGCGCUAGCGUCAGCGUCAGCAAUAGCAAUAAUCGGCAUUCCCUUGGUGGCGCCAUACAGCGUGGCAAUACCAUAGAUGUAUCAGAUCCGAAUGUUGUGUCGUCCGGUGUGUCCGUGGGGCGCACGCAUGUCAGUCGCAGCCGCAGUUUGGGUGAUCACGAUCACAGUGAUAUAGGCGCGACACCUGCCACAUCGUCCGCCACAACGACGGUCGGCCUUCAAAGUAGUCGCCGCUUAAGCGCUUACAUCAGUGGACAGCGGCAACGCCGAAAUCGAAAUGAUUCAGUGGAUAGCACUUCGCCCAUCUCAUCCAGCUCUUCAUCAUCUGCCUCGUCCGAAAGCAAUUCACCAGUUAGUCAGCGCGCUUCAAUACCCAACCCAGCUAGCAGUAACAACAAUAAUAAUCUAACAGCAACAAGAACGUCACCACCGUCUGCUGCUGCCGCUGCCGCUGCCGCUACUAGUAUGCGCACCGCCAGCAUAAAUACACGCCUGUCCCCGCCCGCUUGGGUGCCGGACGAUAAGGCGCCGCGUUGCAUGGCUUGUCGCACACAGUUCACAGCAUUCCGCCGUCGCCAUCACUGUCGCAACUGCGGUGGCGUAUUCUGCGGUGUCUGUUCGAAUGCAUCGGCACCAUUACCCAAAUAUGGACUGACAAAGGCAGUACGCGUAUGCCGUGAUUGCUAUGUGCGUGAGGUGCGCGCCAAUACCACUGUCACUGGUGGCGGCGCUGGGCGUAGCACUGUCAUAUCGCCGCGGGCAACAGCGGCAGCAGCAACAGCUGGCGGGUCGUAGAAAGGCGAACUGCAGCAAUGGGUAGGGCUCAGAGGGAGCUCACUCGCGGAACUGAUAAAAAUGAAAAGCUAGGCUUUCGUAUUGCUUUACUGCUGCUUUACCAUACUUUGCCACGCGUCGUCUGUGGAACAUUAUAAUCUAAAUGAUUUUCGAUUUUUGUUUGUUUAAUUUUAAAUUGUGAAAAGUUACACAAUGCAAAUGUGUAAAUAUGAAUUGUAUUGGACUUUUAAGUUAGCGACAAUUACAACUGUGUGUUUGUUGUAAGCCAGAAUAGCGUUUACAAUUAACAAAUCGAUGUCAACAAUUCAGAUAAUGAUGUUUGCGUAAGGGGGUACAGUUCCAUAGGUAGACUGUUACUAAACUGUUUUUUUUUUUUUUUUUUGGAAAUAGGAGCAAUGUAUUAGCUUUGAGCUAGAACACCGGCAUGCGUUUUGCCUAAAUUAUGCAUUUCCAGUUGUUUCGUAUAACAAAUUAUAACACUACGAUUCCAUAAAAACAAAGAUAUUUAAUUGAGACAGCAAAAUGCAGCAUUUUUGUGAAUUUUCAAACUCAAAUAUUUUUUAAUCAUUUCGUGUAAAACGUAUUAGAUUCAGCGCAGAAUCCCGUCUCGGAAAUUUUCAUAUUCAGCUUACGUUUGUGUUUGUGAUAUAACAAUGCAAUUUCUUUUAAAAUUAAUAACUUGUUCCUAGCUCAGGUCUAAAUACCCUCCUAGCAGAAAACUGCUUGCGCAUACAUUUGCAUACGGUUUGGAUUUUUGAUUAACAUAUUUCUUUUUUUUUUUUUUGUUUCAAAAAUACAAGUUUGAUUUAAGUUUUAUCAAACAUUCGCAUAUGUAGUAAAAGAGUCAGCAACCACAGUGUAUGUAUGUAUUCCUAUGUACAACUUAGAACUUGGUCUAUUUUUGUAUAACUUAGUAUUUAAUGAAAUUUAAAACAAUAAAAACAUAACUGAUGAACAUAGACAACUGUUAGUUUUGUAGUAAUAAGAAGUUUUUGUAUUGCAUUUUUUAGUGAAGAGGAAACUAAAAAUAAUUUUUUAACAAAAACUGAAAAUAAAAAUAUUAAGACACGCCCAUAUCUGUUUUAUAUUGCAUAAUUGUGUUUCUGAGAUGCGUGCGGCCGAAAGUAAUGAGAUGAUAAGAGAAAGUGUGAAAAUAGUGUAGUAUAGGAAAUUUCUGAAAUAAGUUGAGUUCUGAUAUUUUGGGUAUUCUAUCAAUUAUAUUAAUACAUACACAUUUUCUUUGCAAUAGUAAGUAAAUAUGAAUUAAACACAUAUAGCCUUACUUUUUUAUUGCAUUGCUUUUGUAAAAAAAA